UUCCGCUUUGUUUUUCGCACAGAAAACGACAACAAAAUUUAGAAAAUAACGAAAGUUUUGUAAUUUUUUAUAGAUUGAAUAUAUAAAUUAAAGAAUGGGAUCCUCAAAGAAACAUAAAGAAAAGGAUAGAGACCGAGAACACAAGAAGAAAAGAAAACACAGGUCUCGUUCUCGCUCCAAAGAAAGAAAAAGGCACCGACACGAACGUGAUAGAGAACAUUCGGACCGGGAGAGAUAUCGACGAGAGGAAGAGUACCUUGAAAAUGAUGAUUAUUAUCCAAAGGAGCUCGAAGAUGUUGAAAUUAAGGCAUCGUCUAAAGGGUCCUACACAGAUGCACCUGCCCCUAUGGGAGGAACAAGUGGAGACGUCUCUCUGAGUAUAGAAGAGACAAAUCGUAUAAGAGCCAAAUUAGGAUUGAAACCUCUUGAUGUUGGUUCGGAGAAAAAACAGACUGAUGAAGGUUUCCUAAUCACAAAAGAAGGAGAUGUACACAAACCUGCCAUGAGUCUAACAGAGAAGAAAGAAACUGAGAAACUGAAGGAAAGAAUUCAAAAAAUGAAGGAUAAAAGGAAAAUCAAAGACCAGUUAGGCAAAGUAAAAACUCUGGGUGAAAGUGAUUCCGAAGAUGACACAACAGCCUGGGUGAAGAAAAGUCGACAAAAACAGAAAGAAAAGGAACUGGCAGAAAAAAGGGCGAAACAGUUAAUGGAACUAGAUGAAGCAUUUGGAUUGGAGGACAUUGUUAAAGAGGAAUUUAAAGAUAACAAGAAGGAAUAUACAUCUAAGGAUUUGAGAGGUCUGAAGGUGGAGCACUCUGUGGACAGAUUUAAAGAUGGACAGUCCAUUAUUUUAACACUGCAGGACAAAGGAGUGUUAGACGAAGAUGAAGGAGACACGUUAGUUAACGUUAAUCUCGUGGAUGAUGAAAAGGCGGAGAAAAACGUGGAACUUAAGAAGAAGAAGCCAGAUUACAACCCCUAUGAUACUGGGGAUGUAGAUGAAUUUGGAAUGUUCAAACCAAAGAAUGUGUUAGAUAAAUAUGAUGAAGAGAUAGAGGGUGUUAGGAGGGAGAAGUUUGAGUUAGGGUCGGGUGGAAAGUACGAUACUGACCCCGAAAAACAGAUGGAUGAAAUUCGUAGACAGCUGAGAGAACAGAGUCAGUCCCUGGGAGGAGUGACCUUGAACCCAAUCAAUGAGUACCUCACCCCUCAGGAAGCAGCUGAUGCAGCAAAGUUUAAAAAGGUUAAAAAGAAAGUAAGGAAAAUCAGGAAAAAAGAAUCACUAAAAGCAGAUGACCUACUUCCUCUGCCAAAUCAAGGUCAGGGGGACACAGAUUAUGGGUCAAGGAAAAGAGGGAGGGGGUACAUGCGAGAGGAGGAGGAGGCUGUUGAGGGUCAGACAGGGUAUGAGAACGGUUACGGUGGGGGUGGGGGCAUGACGGCUCCCAUUGUGAUAGACUACGCCCACGGUCACACAGCGGUCAGUGUUAAUGACCAGCCAAUGGAGGUCACAGAACCAGAGGAAGAGGAGGACUUGGUUGGUCCAGAUGAGGAUCUCAGUAAUGUUGUAAUAGAGGAAGACGAGGCAGAGAAGGAGUUACACUCGGCUCUGUCUAAAGCCAGGAAAAUCAAGCAGAGGAAAGACGCAUCAGCUGUCAUCAAGGUAGCAGAGCAGGUUCUCUUAAAAGCUAAAUCAGAGCCAGAGGAAGAAGAAGAAGAAGCCCCCCAGGACGGUAACAUUAUCCUCAAUGCUACCUCCGAGUUCUGUAGAACCCUGGGGGAUAUUCCUACGUACGGCCAGUCAGGGAACAGAGAGGAGGAUCAGGAGGAUUUCAUGGAUUUUGAGAAAGAACUUGAAGAACGAAGGAAAAAAGAAGAAGAUGAGGAACAAAUGUCAGGUUGGAAUGCUGUGGAAAUUGACGAGACACCUGUCAAUAUCGCCGGAGAGGAACAAGCAGUGUUAGAAGAAGAACCGGUGGUGAGUUCAGGGGUCGGAGCAGCUCUAGAGCUGGCUGUUAAGAAAGGAUACAUAGAAGAUGAAGGGAAGAAAAAUGCCAUUGUGAGGAGCAAAGCUAAGCUUGACCUGGAGGUUCAGAAUUACUCUAUAGAAGACAAACGAUAUGAUGAUUUGGAUGAGAAAUACAGCAGGAAGAGGGACCGAUACAGUGGAGGGGGAGGGCUGACUCAGGACUUCAAGGAGAAAGAGGGAUAUAAACCAGACGUCAAACUGGAAUACGUGGACGACGGGGGGCACCUGUUAAAUCAGAAGGAGGCCUUCAGGCAGCUGUCUCACAGGUUCCAUGGGAAAGGCUCCGGCAAAAAGAAAACGGAAAAACGAACGAAAAAACUGCAGGAGGAACAGUUGAUGAAGCAGAUGAGUUCCACAGACACGCCCCUAGGUACGCUGAACAUGCUUAAGGAUAAGUAGAGAACAGAAAUCACCUUACAUUGUCCUGUCUGGCUCCAAAGGUUUCUCAUCAAAUUCGAUCAUUAAACCAAGCCAAACUUGAAUCUGGAUGAAUGUUACUUGCAUUUCCUAGACUUUGAAUGCAGAUAACAUACAAGAAGGAGGUCAACUACAGACAGUAAACAUCCCUUGAGCAGUCUGUGAUUUAUUGGCUCACUAAAUCAAAACAUUACAUUGCAUCAUGAUUUUAUUGGCUCUGACAGUAAAUAACGACAUCUACACUUGUACAUUGCAUCAUUUUAUCUUUGUUAGAUUCCACAACUGUCAAUAAAAACAUGAAAACAGA
Messenger RNA from Saccostrea cuccullata (small rock oyster), 2753 nucleotides. RefSeq names its product U4/U6.U5 tri-snRNP-associated protein 1-like. Gene Ontology annotation, biological process: mRNA cis splicing, via spliceosome; maturation of 5S rRNA. Lineage: Eukaryota; Metazoa; Mollusca; Bivalvia; Ostreida; Ostreidae. The transcript has 19 exons. The record is from RefSeq and is a predicted model, not a curated record. The coding region runs from base 95 to 2428 and encodes 777 amino acids. Gene Ontology annotation, cellular component: U4/U6 x U5 tri-snRNP complex.